Messenger RNA from Annulohypoxylon maeteangense, 1107 nucleotides. RefSeq lists its product as uncharacterized. Lineage: Eukaryota; Fungi; Ascomycota; Sordariomycetes; Xylariales; Hypoxylaceae. The coding region runs from base 1 to 1107 and encodes 368 amino acids. The record is from RefSeq and is a predicted model, not a curated record. The transcript has a single exon.
AUGGAUCAAACCCGGAACAAACCAAUACAGAAUGAACGUAACAAUAUCUCCAAGCCGCAGAUUUUCGUACAGCUCGCCUUCGGCGUCUCGUGGUCCCAGCGACACACACCGCAGACUCAUACCGUGACUUAUAUGUCCCGUAAUUUAAAGAGCGUUAGGGAUUCGGGGAACUUUCCUCGCCAGGUACCCCCGCCGAAUACCAAUUACUUGGCCGCCCCGGAGCCACGCCAGAAUCGUAGUCGAGAACAUUCAGGCCGGCAUAAUCCGGAGCGGCAGCAGCAUCGCCAGCACCACCACCAUCAUCAUCACCAUCACCACGCGCAGCAAUCUCGCGCCGUAGCUCAGACCCGAGAGCAUGGGCGUCCCCGGGGUCAGGCCAACGAACAGUCUAGCGAACACCUACGGGCUCGGCCAAGACCCGGUUCGAGAAAUGAAAAUAAAGGAGCUUUGCACGAGCGAGGGAGGUCGGCCCCCCCGCCUUUUAACGACAGCCCUUGGGAUGUCCACCAUGCAUCUUCGGCAACACUAUUUCCGCCUUUCACGCAAACGAGCAGGGAGCAACCGGAGGGCAGGAAAGUAUUACCAGCACCACCUAGCCAAUAUCGGUUGGGUGAAGAUGGACUGCCAUGGUCGGCAUGGGCAUGGCCGGCAGAUGGCGACGGCGACGGCGACGGCGACGGCGACGGAUCACCUUACGCAAAUAACCCGACGACUGUUCCCCUAUCGAUGGAACGACAUCGCAGUGAGGAUAUUGAAAGAGCUCGGGAGCUCGAGUCGUUGUCUGCGGCUAUGGUAACAGUUGAUAACGGUUUCGAAAAUCAAUGGUGGUACCAAGGCUCACGAGAGCCUGUGGAACCAUGGUGGCCACGGGAAACUGGAGACGAUGCAAGCGAUGCAGACGAGGUGGGUACGCUGACAACGGCCGAGGCGUUGCUACUAUCCGACUCGGAGCCGCCGUUAGCUUUAAGUUCUAAUGAAGAUCACCUGGCGAGUUUGCAUGAUCUUGUAUCGCCCAUGUCUGACACAUCAAGCCUCUCUCGAAGCUUCACGCGUCCUCUUUGCCGAUCGCUGACGACUAGGUCGGAGGAGCUGUGGUUAGGAAGCUAA